AUGAGCAAGCAUGCCAAGGUUCUUAGCCGCCGAUCUCACGUAGUUGGACAGAAGAAUGCGAAGAGUCAGAAUCCGCUCAUUGGGUCUAUUUCUACGCGGCCUCCAUCUGGACUGGAUGCUAUCGAAGAACUUUGCUGUGACUUUGGAGAUAGCAGAGGGUGGUACAACGGCGCACGUCUUUCCGUCACACCGCCUAGCUCCAAGCCGAUCGACGUAGAUGCGAAUACCUACACGUUGGGCUGGUUGCCCUACUUAAUUGACGAUCCUUUGGCAAUCGACGGUGCUGGUAUUCUCAUUGGCUUUGAGGAUGGGCACCUGAUCGGUGAAGACCUAAAACACAAGCAAGCAAUGUAUCUCGCAGCGAACACGAAGGGGAACAGCUACACUUACGUAUACACACCCAAUGGUAGCAUCGUCUACCGGCUCUGGAAACACGACCACAGGGAUGACUAUGUCAGACAUAGUCAAGUCGAAAGGAGCAAGGAUGCGAUUUGCGCAGGCGAAUUUCGGGUGUCGCAGGCAGGCCAUAUAGAGAGUGUCGUCUUGAUGAAGAACGAUUCGGGCGAGUAUGACAAGCCUACGGGAGGCAAAUGCCUUGCCCGCAUCUCGGAGAAAUUGGAGAGCAUGGGUAUCACAACGAAUGAUAUUGAUUGGUACUGGAAGUGA
Molecule: messenger RNA, 666 nt
Organism: Pleurotus ostreatus (oyster mushroom)
Lineage: Eukaryota; Fungi; Basidiomycota; Agaricomycetes; Agaricales; Pleurotaceae
Exons: 3
Coding region: 1-666 (221 amino acids)
Source: RefSeq, a predicted model, not a curated record